GAUAUUUGUGGAAAGAAUCAAAUUGGAAUUCUGAGUCAUAGUGGAACAAGCUGUUAUUAAUUAACCAAAUAAUUGAAAUUACAAAUUUGCAACAACAAUUUGUUCACCUUGGCUAUGGCUUCCAUAUACAAUAACCAAAAAAUAAUCCUACUCUUAAUUUUUUCACUAGUUUUUCUGUCUUCUCCUGGUGUACUUGCCAAGUCUCGUCGCCCAAUCUCUGAUGCAGAAAUUAGCCAGAAGAAACUCCAAUGUUAUGCAGAUAUUGAGAGUGGGAUGUGGGGUGAGAAGUGCAAGGCUACAGCAGUAGACAAGGAGAAUUGUGCUCUACAAUGCUUGUCACCAGUUUGUUUUGAACACGUUUAUCAAAGUGAUCCUUUGGAGGAAGGGGAAAAAGAUUUAGUAAGGAGUCAAGAAUACAAGUACUGCAUGCACAAGUGCAGGUACCGAUCCGACGACUUUCGGGCAUUGAUUUUUGUGGUUCCUCUUUGUUAGCAUCAUUGGAGAUUCGAGGUAGCUACAGUUGUUUUUCAAAGACUACUGAAAUCUCUUCUAGCCCUACCUUUAUGCAUUUUUCGCAUUUUAAGUUCAAUUUUUUCUUUGAUUUCUGUACUUAGUAGCUUGUUUUAGUGACUAUUAGACCUGGGGUUGUCUAUGUUUGACAAUACUAGUCUAACAAUUUAGUUUUGAGAUUAUUUGGGAUUUAUUUUAUUCUUAUUUCCUUCCGCUUAUAUAAGUUUGGGAUGUUGUGUUUGGAAUUGGGUUCCUUUCUUACCUAUCAUGGUGGGUGGGAUAGGUGCCAUCACAUUCCUGAAGUUUGGCCGUGACAGAUGGUAUCAGAGCCCCAGGUUCACUGGUCUUACAAAUACAAGCUGAGUCUAGUAGAGUCUCACUGAUAGUUGCGGAUACGUUUGCUACCUUUCUUCGGGAGGCUAUAGGACUUUAGGAAAUAUUCAUUUUCUUCUCUCUCUUAUUGUGCAAUAUUGAUCCUUUAACUGGAAAUACUGAAAUUCUUAUCUUAUUCUCUCACAAAUGGUUAGGACUCAUACAUCUUAAGAUGGUGGUCAGGAGCCCCUGCUAGCCUCUGAGCCGAUCGCUCGAGAUGGGAUACGCAGAUGGGGUAGGAAACGUGGUAGGGGCACAAGUUGUGGUAGAAAGGGAGCUCGAGGAGCUAUUCUGAUUCCUGAUAGGGUGGGGUCUCUCGAGGUUGAUUUCGAGGCCGGUGAUGAUGAUUUUCAGGUUCCAGCUAAUAAUGUGGGCCCAUGUCAGGCACCACCAGGAUUUGUUGCUAUACCGAUUCUUCAGGAUACCUUGAUUAAAGUGUUAUGGUAUUUUGGAGAUUAUAGCUCAGGGAGGUGGAUCAUUUGGUACUCCACAGGGUUCACAUGUUAAGGUAGGGGUGCAGACCCAAGAUUAGCAACCCAUCCCAAUUUAUCAGGGUCCAGUGGUUCAGCCAGCAUCAACCAGCAUCGAGAUAUGAUAGUAUGCCUUUACUAGGGGUAGGAACUAUCGGUGGGGUUAGAGCAGCUAUGUUUGAUGAGGAGCAGCGGUGGUUUGAGAAGUUUAGAAAGAUGGAUCCACCGCAGUUUUAGGGUGAUCAUCGUGAGGAUGCCUAUAAGUUUUUGGUCAGUUGCCACGAGAGACUUCAGAGUGUGAGAUUGGUUGGCUCCUACGGGGUUGAUUUAUACAGAUGUGUGGUCCUGCCAAGCAGUGGUAAUGCAACUAUAUUGAUUCCAGGCCAGUGGGUUCUCCACCAAUGACUUGGGGUAUGUUUGCGCAGACUUUCCUUGGCAGAUUCGUCCUUUGUAGCUUGAGGGAGAAGUGUAGGCACUAGUUUGAGAAUUUGACACAAGAGGGUAUUUUCGUGACAUAUGCGUUGUCCUGUUAUGCUAUGAUGAUCUUGCCAGACAAGGCCGAGAUGAUCAGGAAGUUUAUAAGAGGUUUGACACUUAAGAUCAGAGAGCCCAAUUUGGGGCUUCUCUUCAGAGGGUGGUUGAAUCAGCAAAGGAGUUCAAGUUGAUGCAUCAUGAGGAGUAUGGGGAUCUGAGGGACAAGAGGUCCCUUACUUCGGGUCGAUUUAGCAGUAGCUCUUCUUGAGGUAGGGAUUCAUUUAGGCGAGAUUUUUGCCCUCAACAUGGUAGGCCAGUUCAUGCAGCGAUGCAGACAUCAGAGGGUGGACAUUCAGGUUGGGCUUUUUAUGAUUUGAGAUAGGCUUCACAGUGUUCAUCCCAAUGGUUUUCAGGCUGUGGCGGCCAUACCGGAUAUUCAGGUCAUUCUCGACAGUUAGCUCCCAGGUCCUGUUAUGAGUGUGGUAGUCCGAAGCAUCUUCGGAGAGAUUGUCCAGUAGACAGACAGAGGGGUCCACAACAGGGUCAUCAGGCUUCUACUAGAGCAGUAGUGCCCUCGAUUAGGGGUCGGGGUAGGUCUCAGGGAGGUAGAGGUGCACCACCAGCUGGCAGGGAAGGUGGUAGAGGAUCAAAUAACACUGAAGCAGGUCGAUGACAAACUGAGACGAUACCUGUAAUGAUUGCAUCAGAAGACUCUGCCUCGGGCUUCCCUUGAAAGGCAUAACAGUGAGCACUAUUAUCUAUCACUUGAGUCACAUCUCUACCACCUUCCCUGCCAGCUGGUGGUGUCUCUACCUCCCUGAGACCUGCCCCGACCCUUAACCGAGGGCGCUAUUGCUCUAGUAGAAGCCUGAUGACCCCGCUGUGGACCACUUUGUCUGUAUACUGGACAAUCCCUCCGAAGAUGCUUCGGACUACCACACUCAUAACAAGACCUGGGAGCAACUGCCAAGAAUGACCUGAAUAUCCGGUAUGGCCGUCACAACCUGAAAGCCACUAAGAUGAACACUGUGAAGCCUAUCCCGAACCAUAAAAAACCCGACCUGAAUGUUCACCCUCUAUGUAUGCAUCGCUGCAUGAACUGGCCUACCAUGCUGAGGACAAAAAUCUCGCCUAAAUGAAUCCCUACCUUAAGACGAGGCCUAUCCCGAACCAUAAAAAGCCCGACUUGAAUGUCCACCCUCUGAUGUCUGCAUUGCUGCAUGAAUUGGCCUAACAUGCUGAGGGAAAAAAUCUCGCCUAAAUGAAUCCCUACCUCAAGACGAGGUGCUGCUAAAUCAACCUGAAGUAAGGGACCUCUUGUCCCUCAGAUCCCCAUACCCCUCAUGAUGCAUCAACUCGAACUCCUUUGUCGAUUCAAUCACCCUUUGAAGAGAAGCCCCAAAUUGGGCUACAUCAAACACAGCCUCUCUGAUCUUAAGUGUCAAACUUCUCAUAAACCUCCUAAUCAUCUCAGCCUUGUCUGGCAAGAUCACCAUAGCAUAACAGGACAACGCAUAAAAUCGAAUCUCGUACUCAGCCACAGAAAUACCCUCCUGUGUCAAAUUCUCAAACUGGUGCCUACACUCCUCCCUUAAGCUAUAAGGGACGAAUUUGCCAAAGAAAGUCUGUGCAAACAUACCCCAAGUAUCGGUGGAGAACUCGCUGGCCUAGAAUCAAUACAGGAGCACCACCGUUGCUUGGCAGGACCACACAUCUGUAAGGCAGUAUAAUCAACCCCGUGGGAGUCAACCAAUCCCAGACUCUGAAGUCUCUCGUGGCAACUGACCGGAAACUCAUAGGCAUCCUCACGAUGAUCACCCUGAAACUGCGGUGGAUCCAUCUUUCUAAACUUCUCAAACCACCGCUGCUCCUAAUCAAACAUAGUUGCUCUAACCCCACCAAUAGGUCCUACCCUUAGUAAAGGCAUACCAUCAUAUCUCGAUGUUGGCUGAACCCUGAUAAAUUGGGAUAGGUUGUUGAUCUUGGGUCUGUGCCCCUACCUAACAUGUGGAGUACCAAACGAUCCGUCUUCCUAAGCUAUAGUCUCCAAAACACCCAGUACUUUAAUUAAGGUAUCCUGAAGAAUCGGUGUAGCAACAAAUUUUGGUAGUGCCUAACUUGGGCCACAUUAUUAGCUGGAACCGACAUCAUCAUCACCUGCCUCGAACUCAACCUCGAGAGACCCCAUCUUAUCAGGAAUCUGAGCAGCUCCCGCUCUACCACUACUACGUCUCCUACCCCAUCCUCGUAUUCCAUCUCGGGCGAUUGGUUCGGGGGGCCUUGACCACCAUUUUGAGAUGUAUGAGUCCUCACCAUCUGUGAGAGAAUAAGAAUUUCAGUAUUUCUGGUUAGAGGAUCAAUAUUGCACGAUAAGAGAGAAGAAAAUGAAUAUUCCUAAAGUCCUGUAGCCUCCUGAAGAUAGGUAACGAACGUCUCCGCACCGAUCCGUGAGACUCGACUUGUAUUUGUAAGACUAAUGAACCUGGGGCUCUGAUACCAUCUGUCACGGCCCAACUUUAGAACCGUGAUGGUACCUCUAUCCUAUUCUCCAUGAUAGGUAAGUUAGGAAACUUGUAGAAGCAGAAGGAAAUAAGAAUAAAAUAAAUCUCAAAACUAAAUUGUUAAACUAAUAUAGAUAAUCCCAGGUUUGGUAGUCACUAACACAAGCCAUUAAGUAUAGAAAUCAAAGAGAAGUUUGAAUAUCUUAAGAUGCAUAAAGAUAAGGUUAGAAGAGAUUUUAGUAGUCUCUAAAAACAACCGCAACUACCUUGAAUCUCCAAUGAUGCUAACCAAGAGGAAUCAAUGCCCGAAAGUCGUUCAAUCGGUACCUGCACAUAAGGUGCAGAAAAAACAAGAGUGAGUACGAAACCACGUGUACUCAACAAGCAUCGUCGAUCGACCCUAAUUCAAAGUGGUGACGAGUAACACCAUAUCAAUGAUGUAAAAACAAUCAUACAACCUGCACUCAGGAAAGCCGCCCUAUUCUAACUGAAUAAUCAAGUCUUUCAUAAGGACAUCAUGGCAUAAUGCAAGAUAUCCUCUAUACAGUAAAUCAAGUAACAAAUAUUCAUGUAUUUAAUGAAUAAUAUAAAGUCAACAAAUACUCCUUACUUAAUCUGAGCCAGAAAUAAAUGAGUGUUGUGCAAUGCAUAUGUUAUGUACAUACCUACCGAACAAUGGUUUCAAGGUCAGGACCCAUGGGGACUCACAAGGUUCAUGUACUGUGCAGAUGUGCACUUCGAUCCCAAUAAAUAUAUUGUGCACUCCGACCCCAAUAAUGGAUAAUAAUGUGCACUCCGUCCCUAUAUGUAAUUCAAUGCAGGCAUGCAACUCCAAUCCCAAAUCAACAAUAAUGUUAAGCAAAACAUUUUAUGUUGAAUAAACUUCAAUUCUAGGAUCAACUUAUCAAGUUGGUGUAUUAUCAUUAGCUAGCUUUUUCAAUAAUUCAUUUACCAUAGCAAAUCAACCAUCGGGCUAACAAAUAGGAAAAAUAGUUCAAAA
Messenger RNA from Capsicum annuum, 5327 nucleotides. RefSeq lists its product as uncharacterized. NCBI's taxonomy places the organism in Eukaryota, Viridiplantae, Streptophyta, Magnoliopsida, Solanales, Solanaceae. The transcript has 5 exons. The record is from RefSeq and is a predicted model, not a curated record. Bases 115 to 492 code for a protein of 125 amino acids.